UGCGCGAGCGGAGGGAAGCAGCGUCGUGUCUGAUCGCGCUUUUUUGAGAAAGACUCCACUUUUCCUGCAGCGCCGAACUGAGCUCACCUCACUCACGCCUUUCUCUUCUGUGUUUCAAUCAUGGAGUCACGCACGCGCACCGAUCGAUCCAUGGAUUAGUCGGAUUUGAGUCGGUGGAGCGCCAAGUUGGAGAGAUGCAGAUGUUGUGGCUGAUGCUGAGUACGCUCUCAGUCUGUGCUCAAAGCGGAUUGGAAGACACAGACCACGCCCCCCUCGACCAGCAACACCUGGUUUCCAACGGCAACAGAUGUCCAGACUUUUGCCUCAUUGACUCUCCUCUGUGCCUCGAUGAAAACUCCAGACUGAGCUUUGAGGCCAUCUGCUCCAUCCACAGAAUGAUGGACGACGAUGCCGAUGGGAACGUGGACAGCAGCGAGACUGACGAGUUUUUACGCGAGGACCUAAAGUUUUCAGACUCCAAAACCAAACGACGAAAUUUUCACCAAGCCGACCUCCACAUCAGCAUCGAAGACAUGUGGACCACCUGGAAACACUCUGAGGUGUAUAACUGGACGCUGGUGCAGGUGGAGCAGUGGUUGUGUCUUAGUGUGGAGUUGCCUCAGUAUUCAGCCUCCUUCAGAAACCUGCAACUCAACGGCACCGCCCUCCCCAGGUUGGCGGUGAAAAACUCGACUCUCACUGGAUCCCUGUUGAAGAUCUCAGAGCGAAGCCACGCGCAGAAACUUCAGCUCAAAGCCCUGGACACGGUUCUGUUCGGUCCUCCCCCAGGGCGUGACACCCGCUGGAAGGACCUGGUUCUGUUCCUGUCUGUGAUCCUGGCUCUGGUCGGGUGCUGGUUCGCCUACGCUCAAACCAGGAAGUCCAGAGACGACCUUAGUAAACUCACCAAAGACCUGGAGGGGCUUCAGAAGGCUGAGCAGAGCCUCCUAGACCUGCAGGACAAACUGCAUAAGGCGCAGGAGGAGCAGCGCUGUGUUCAGGUGGAGAAGGUCCAGGUGGAGAAGCAGCUCAGGAGCGAGAUUGAGUCGGCGAAACAGGAAGCCCAACGUCUGAGGGAACUGAGGGAGCAAACGGGCAACGAGACGAACCGCCAGAAAUAUGUGGAGGAGGAGCUACAGCAGAUGCGAACGGCGCUGAAGAAGGCAGAGCGAGAGCUGGAGUCACGCUGUGAUUGGUCGCCUCCCGAGCCUCUUCAGAAAUGGUUGCAGCUCACCCACGAGAUCGAGGUCCAGUAUUACAACAUGAAGAAACAGAGCGCGGAGAGACAGCUGCUGCAGGCCAGAGAGGGGGCUGAAAGGAUAAAGAAGAAGCGCAGUUCUCUGUUUGGGACAUUCCAUGUGGCUCACAGCUCUUCACUGGACGACGUCGACCACAAAAUCCUCGCCGCAAAACAGGCUCUUUCAGACGUGACCGCUGCUCUCCGGGAGAAGCUGCACCGUUGGCAGCAGAUCGAGGUCCUGACUGGGUUCUGUCUGGUCCAUAAUCCGGGUCUGGGAGCUCUAGCUGCAUCUCUGAACCUGGACCCAACCUUUCUGGGCCUGAAACCUCCGUCGCCCACACACCUGCUGCUGUCCGAUGAUCUCGAUGAUAUGGAUGAAGAUAUUCUGUCUCCAGGAACACUCAAAUACGCGGCGUGGCAGAUGGAACGAAGAGUCAGUGACCUUUGGCCUCUCGGGAACAUACCAGACCAGUCGUCAUGGAAACAGUCUGCUCAAAGCCUGAUGCCCCUGCGACCCCGACCCGGAGACCCCUUCAGAGACAUCAUAAACCGUUCGGACUCUGACCCCGCCGUCCUGCUCUCUCUCAGCGAAUCACGAGGCUUGAACAGCUCUAGGCCCGCCCUCGCUCCCUCUGUCCGGCCGCUCCCUUUCCUGGGCAGUGGGACUUUGGAGAAGAGCACCAGUCUGGGAGAGCUCAGAGCCAACGCUGCCGUCCUGCCCUCCUCCACCUCGACGCGAUCCCUCUUCGUCGGCUCGGAAACGGGGGCGGGGCUUCGGACAGGAAACAGGAAGUGCCCCGCGGAGGAGGACAACAACAGUAGCAGCAGCAGCGGAGCCACAGCAGACGAGCAAGAAGGAAACGCAACGACCAGGAGGAGCGCUUUAAACCGGCUGUUCAGGAGGAGACAGGGACGGAAACAGGACUGAACCAGGAUUACACUGAGGACUAAACCAGUACUAAGCCAGGACUGAACCAGGAUUACACAGAGGACUGAACCAGGACUAAGCCAGGACUGAACCAGGGACUAAGCCAGGACUAAGAAGUGGGCCAAACAAGGACUAAACCAGGUCUAAACACAGACAAAAAUUAGACUAGAACAGGGCUAUAACCAGGACUAAAACUGAACUAAACCGGGACUAAAACAGGCACAAGGCAAAAAAUAGGCCUAAAACCGAAUAACAUAUACUUAACCAGGACUAAACCAGGUCUAAAAACUGGGCCAAACAAGAAAUAAACUAGGACUAAACACUGACUAAAAUUAAGACUAAACUGGGACUAAACCGGGACUAAACCGGGACUAAAGCAAGUACCAGGCAAAAAAUAGGCCUAAAACCGAAUAACAUGUACUUAACCAGGACUUAACCAGGUCUAAACUAGGACUUAACUAAGACUAAAAAAGGACUAAAGCAGGAACCAGGCAAAAAAUAAAAAAUAAAAAAAAGGUCUCAAAUUGAAUAACAUGGACUGUACCAGGACUAAAGCGGAAUUAAACCAAGUCUACACCAGGUCUAAACCAGGACUAAACAAAGUCUACUCCAGGACUAAACCAGGUCUAAACCAGGACUAAUGCAAGCACCAGUUACAUCCAAUUGUAUCUACAUUUUCCUGUGACACACUUGUAGCAUUUUUUUUCUAAAUUGAUGGUGAAGAUUUUUAUUUUUUUUUUUACUUUGAAGCUUGCAAAGCAUAAUGGGAAAUGUAGUGCCCAAGAAUCAAGCUUAAGUAUUUUUUGUUACCAUCUAAUCUUUUUUUUUUUUUUUUAAAUAAAUGGCACCAUGUAUUUUUGAGACAUUUUUGAGACGUUUGAACAUUGUACAGCUGUUUUCACACUGUUUCUGUUUUGGUUUGUUCGCGUUGAUUAUGUGAAGAAGAGGCAUUUUGGAAAGAAGUAUGAAUAUUAUGUGAAAAAUAAAUCACUAUUUAUUUGUA
Molecule: messenger RNA, 3171 nt
Organism: Boleophthalmus pectinirostris (great blue-spotted mudskipper)
Lineage: Eukaryota; Metazoa; Chordata; Actinopteri; Gobiiformes; Gobiidae
Product: stromal interaction molecule 1-like
Exons: 14
Coding region: 195-2168 (657 amino acids)
Biological process (GO): activation of store-operated calcium channel activity; store-operated calcium entry; intracellular calcium ion homeostasis
Cellular component (GO): plasma membrane; endoplasmic reticulum
Molecular function (GO): calcium ion binding; calcium channel regulator activity
Source: RefSeq, a predicted model, not a curated record